AUGAAUGAGGACGAACAGCAGUCUUUUCAAGCGUUAAAGAGUAGAUGGGCCCAACAAGCAAAGCAGGAACAGCCGCCUUCAGUUGUAUCACCACCACCCAUUCCACCUAAACCAACAGCUGCUCUACUGCAUAAAGUACAUGUUGAUGAGGACCCUACAAAAAGGACGCAAGAACAGACAUCUAAUUUCGAGGAUGCUGCAAAGAAAGUAUCUUUACUCACUCAACAGUUUGAAAAGCAAAAGAUGGACGUGGCACCCGGAAAUUUCUCAAAUGCUUCCUCGAGAGCAUCGUCUCCACCUCCAAGCACACUACCAGCAUUAGCACCAGCACGGACAGUGGUGGCACCUGUACUGACGACACCGCCUAAGCCUAUAUUGAAAAAGGCGCCUGCACCACCUCCUCCUUCUGGCAACACAGCAGCAAAUGUAGUUCAAUCACCACCUAGCUUUGACAAUGAUCCAUUUACACAUGACGAUGGAUCCAGUGAUGGAGAUAGCGAUAUAGAAGAGACAGAAGAAGGGGAUGAAGCGGACAUGUUCUCUCAUGAAAACUCGUCAAGCAGUGGGGAUGGAGACAAUUUAAUAGAGCAGGUGCAUAAAGCACAUUUGAAGUAUACAAAAUUAGAGGAAACACGUUUCAUUGGUGCUCCAGGUGUGCGAAACCAUGAUCUACCCUCUGCCGCAGAAAACAACCAGCAACGAGGCAGAGCUUCAUCGCCUGCUUCGUCUGUGAAAUCAUCCACUGUAAAAAAACCGCCUCCACCUCCUCCACCCAGCAAAAAGUACCACAGUUCAGCUCGUGGCACCAUCGCACCUACAACAGCCGCUCCCGCAACAGCAGCUCCCAUCAUUCAACAUCCUCCAGCACCACCACCCGUAGUGGCCAGUAUACCCAUGCGUCCUAAACAAGAUAUGCCUCCUCCUAGUGAUGCUACUAUCAUUUCACCACCUGUAUUACCACCUCGUCCUCCUCCAGGAGGCACAAGCCCGCUCAUGCCGCAACUGCCUCCUCGACCCUCACAAUCUACACUCGCCAGAGCACACACCAUUGCCAGUGGAUCACACUCACCUCAACUCAAAAACAUGUCGCCCAGCUCCACUUACUCGGAUCCGCCCUCCUCCUUUAGCGAUUACGAUGAAGAGGACAGUCGCAGUAACGGGCUGAAACGAGCCAAUACAGUGUCAACCAACAAACGAGCCAUGUCUCGAAGCGAAUUGCUCAUGACCAGCUCCAUCUACCCUGAUUUCUCCAAGGCAACUCGAAACGCACCUUCCAUCAUAUUAGAAAAGCCCUUUUCAACAGGCCAUAAAGCAUCACUCAGUGCGCUGGCGGCGAGUAGAAAUCUCAUCAUCACAGGCUCGGGAUUGCUCCGUACCUGGGAUGCACAGACGGGGUCCGUUAUCAGUACAAUCGUCAUGGAUGCCAACAGCAGCAGCAGUAAUGCAAGUCAGAAUAAUGGAGGCGAGAGUAACGAUCGUAUUCGAGCAGUCGCUGUAGCGCCGUGUCGCAUUCCAGUGGAUGAAGGUCGUUAUAUAUGGGUGGCCAGACAGGACACCAUGCUGGCAGUGGUUGACAUAAGAUCAGGCGGCCAUAAGGUCCUCAGCAAGCGUAACGAUGUGCACAUGGCACCCAUCUUGUUUCUAUUACGCUAUGGCAAUUCUGAGAUUUGGUCCAUUGAUGAUGGAGGUGUCUUGAACGUAUGGGAUGUUGUGUCUGCCGAUUACCACAGCCAGCAGAACCCUUUACUGACAGCCAUGCCGAGACGGUACCAUGUCACCUCACAUGCAGUGGCUGCUGUUAUCUACGGUUCCAAACUAUGGAUGUCUUCAGGCAGAACCUUGUCUGCCCACGCUAUUCCCAUAGCCGGUUCUCAAGUGGGAUCCAACGACACCAAAUCACAGCCUCCUAUCCGCAUUCCAAACGAUAUGGGCAACAUUACCAAGUUGAUGACCAUUCCUUACCAUCCGUACCGCAUUUUUGCUUCUCAUGAUGACGGUAAAAUCAGCAUGUGGGAUGCCAACACAAUGGAACGACUGCAAGUGAUUACAGUAUCCAUGUACGGUAUUUGUACCAUGGCAAGUGUGGGUGAAUAUCAUGUGUGGGCGGGCUACAAUACGGGUAUGAUCUACGUGUAUGAUACCCGACCCGAGAAAUGGGUGGUGCUCAAAAUGUGGAAGGCGCAUACAGGUGCUGUUACUCAGUUGGUGGUGGAUGAAUCCAGUCUUUUGUUGGAUGAAAACAGAGGUCGCUUGCAAGUCGUCAGUAGCGAUUCCAAUGGCUUUGUGGGUGUAUGGGAUGGUUUGUUGACUGAGCAUUGGAAAGAUGACCAUUUGCAAAAGAGGGCUUCUGAGUAUUGCACAUACGAUGAUGCGCGUGUCAUGAUUUGCUCCUGGAAUAUCGAUGCCAACAAGCCAGAAAAGAUUCUCGGAGAAGACGAUAGACAGGUGCGUGAAUGGCUGGGAUCCAUGCAGGAUCCUGAUAUCAUUGUGGUUGGCAUCCAAGAAAUUGUGGAUCUAGAGUCGAAAAAGCAGACAGCUCGCUCUUUGUUCUUUAAAAAGAAGGUAGAUCCGCAUGAAACAGAGGAAGUGCUAACACAUCGCUACAAAUUAUGGCAUGAUUAUCUCGUCAGAAUCAUUGGAGAGAAUUAUGGACCACACACUUACACUGUCAUCAAGACCGAUCAGCUCGUGGGACUAUUCAGUUGUAUCUUUGUGCGCACAACGGAUGUGGAUCGUGUGUUUGAUGUGGACUCUACUUCGGUCAAGACGGGUCUCAAGGUGAUGAACAAGAGUAUCCAUGGCAAUAAGGGCGGUAUUGCUAUUCGAUUUGUCUAUGACCACUCCUCGCUGUGCUUUGUCAAUUGCCAUUUAGCAGCUGGUCAGUCGCAUGUACAACAGAGAAAUGCUGAUGCUGAAGGCAUUCUCCAGACCGCUGGCUUUCCUCGACACGAAUAUGCUGAUGUCUUUAGUCAUGGCGGUGAUGGCUCCAUGGUAUUGGAUCAUGAAUUCUGCUUCCUCAGUGGCGAUCUCAAUUAUCGUAUCAAAAUGCCUCGCAACGAAGUUCUCAAGAUUUUGAUCAACCCAGACAAGUAUGCAGCAUGGGAGAAAUUACAGGUGCAAGAUCAAUUGCUACGACAAAAGAUCAACAAUCCCUUAUUCAAGCUAUUGACUUUUGAAGAGGCGCCCAUUCAUUUCGAUCCAACCUAUAAAUACGACCCAGGAACAGACUUUUAUGACAGAUCAGAAAAGAUGCGUGUACCUGCUUGGUGUGAUCGUGUCCUGUACAAGGGCCAUGAUAUCAAGAAUCUGUAUUACCGUCGAUUUGAACCACGUUGCUCGGACCAUCGUCCUAUUGCUGCUGGUUUUAGUUUCAAGACAAAGAUUACAGAUCCAAGGAAACGAGAUCAACUCAUGGUCAAGGUGGAUGAAGAAUGGCGAGAUCAUCUGGAUCGAUUUGUGAGGGACAAAAAGGCGCGCUAUGUAGCUGACUAUGAGAGAUGCACACUGAACGAUGCCUUCAACCUGCUAGACAAGUCUGAUUGGGAUGUAAAUGAUACUGUCAUUAGACUAUUAGGUGCAGAAUAA
This is a messenger RNA of Mucor velutinosus, 3585 nucleotides long. Its product is annotated as acetolactate synthase, regulatory subunit. Lineage: Eukaryota; Fungi; Mucoromycota; Mucoromycetes; Mucorales; Mucoraceae. The record is from RefSeq and is a predicted model, not a curated record. Gene Ontology annotation, molecular function: phosphatidylinositol-4,5-bisphosphate 5-phosphatase activity; protein binding. Gene Ontology annotation, biological process: phosphatidylinositol dephosphorylation. Bases 1 to 3585 code for a protein of 1194 amino acids. The transcript has 3 exons.